AUGAAGGGUGUUAUUGUAUCAGCUGUUGCAAUUCUUGCUACCAUUCAAUUGGUGUUUCGGUUUUCAACUUGGGUUAACGGGGAUCUCAAUGAGAAAAACAACGUAGAGUACCUAGAUGACAUUGCCGCCAUCUCCUUGGAGAUGCUUUUCCUUGCCAUGUUUCAACUUUUUACGAGUUCGUCCUGUUUGGACCAUUACAGACUGCCCUUAAUUAUGGUCAUACUUUGGACUCCCUUCCCGUGCUAUGCCUAUAAAAAUAUCUUUUUACUGGCUGGACAAAGCAAUAUGUCUGGCCGAGGUGGUGUGAUUAAUGGAAAUUGGACCGGAUAUAUCCCACCGGAAUGCCGUUCUCAGCCGUCAAUCCUACGACUUAGUGCUGGGCUUACGUGGGAGGAGGCAUGUGAGCCCUUACAUCGAGAUAUUGACAACAAAACUUGUGGGGUGGGACCUGGUAUGUCAUUUGCCAAUUACGUAUUGGAAAAGGAUUCCAAUAUUGGGGUAAUUGGUCUGGUUCCUUGUGCUGUUGGCGGAACCUAUAUAUCUGAGUGGAGCCGAGGCUCGGGUCUCUAUGAUAAACUCUUGAAGAGGUCUAAGGCGGCAUUGGAAGACGGAGGUGAAAUUCGGGCCCUUUUAUGGUAUCAAGGUGAGAGCGACACAAAGAAAGAAGAGGAUGCCGAAUUGUACAAGAAAAGAAUAGAAGAGUUCUUCGUCGCAGUUCGUACUGAUUUAUCUUUACCGAACCUUCCAAUUAUUCAGGUGGCGUUGGCAUCUCGCACAGGGACGUAUUUUGAUAUCGUAAGAAAUGCUCAGUUGGCCAUCAAACUUCCAAAUGUCACAACAGUUGAUGCGAAGGGACUGCAAUUGUUGAAUGAUGACCCAAUCCACCUUAGCACUCCAGGCCAAGUUAGUCUAGGAAAGAUGAUGGGCGAUGCCUUCCUCCACUUUGAUUGA
Messenger RNA from Fraxinus pennsylvanica, 951 nucleotides. The record is from the annotation of a GenBank genome assembly. Lineage: Eukaryota; Viridiplantae; Streptophyta; Magnoliopsida; Lamiales; Oleaceae.